CUUGUCAACUCUCAUAUUGGACGAAGUUGAUUUGAAGUUUAACGCAAGGGAAACUGGUUUGCAAAAGAUUUAAAGAUGGAUGCAAAAAUGUUAUUAAUCGUGGAGUAUUCAGUCGUCGUUUUUGUUUGUUUAAACUGUGUUUAUGGCCGACAUUUACAAAUUCAGCUGACGGGAUACGAAUGUUUCUACGACAGUAUUGACGCUAAUGUAUCCUGUUCGCUCGAAUAUGCGCCGAUCACAGGCGCAAAUCCGCAACUUGAUGCGUUUAUCGAGGCCCCGCAAGGUCAACUGAUUUACAAAGCCGAGAAAAAGGACUACGAUCUCUUUCGUUUUGUCUCGGAGAAGCCCGGCGUGUAUCGUUUCUGCUUUAGCAACGUCUACGACAGUGUCUUUCAAACAAACCUGGUGUACUUCGAUUUCGUCAAAGGCAAGGGAGACGACACAAGCUUUCCUGGGGCAUCGACUCAAACUGCGCUCACACAAAUGGAGACCACAGCGUACUCUAUCCACGAAGCGCUGGCCGUUAUGGAACAGUACCAAAAUCAUCACAGAAUACGUGAGGCGAACGGACGCAUUGCCGCGGAAACGUUAAACUCUCGCGUUCAAUGGUGGUCGCUCAGUCAAGCUUUUGUCAUAGUUCUUGUCAGCCUUCUCCAAGUCUUUGUCCUGCGGAGGUUUUUCACUAUCAAACGAGAAAAUAUUUAAUCAAUUGGGAUAUUUUAACUUGUCAACGUCAGCGACGCGCGUCAGGUUUGACAGCAUAAUCUGCGCGUAACUUUGAUAAAUUAUGGGCACAUUUUGACUGCGAGUUUUUGCUGAGCAAAAUAUACGCAUGACAGUGCAAAUAAUGGACUACUAACUUCAAAAUUCAAUAUCUUCAGUAAAUCAACCGAUUAUGUUUAUGCCUUAGUUUAAUGUCUAACCUUUCUCGUAGCCAUUUCUUAAAAAUGUGUGCUCACUUAAGCAUUUCUCUUAGAUGUCAGUCUAGAUUUACUUUUUUUUUUCACUCCGAGGCGAGUGGGUGGCCUAGCUGUCUCUUACCCGGCAAUUUUUUGCCACUGACCUCAAUGUAUACACUUUCGAUGGCUACAUAUUUGGGUGAAAAUUUGUAUCACUCGACGCGUAUCUAUCUUUAGAUUGAUUCAAUAUAAUCCACGACCUAUUUUAAAUUAUGAACAACUGUAAAAAACUACGUAUGGAAACUCAU
Messenger RNA from Dendronephthya gigantea, 1207 nucleotides. RefSeq names its product transmembrane emp24 domain-containing protein 7-like. Gene Ontology annotation, biological process: endoplasmic reticulum to Golgi vesicle-mediated transport; intracellular protein transport; Golgi organization. The record is from RefSeq and is a predicted model, not a curated record. The transcript has a single exon. NCBI's taxonomy places the organism in Eukaryota, Metazoa, Cnidaria, Anthozoa, Malacalcyonacea, Nephtheidae. Gene Ontology annotation, cellular component: Golgi apparatus; endoplasmic reticulum-Golgi intermediate compartment; endoplasmic reticulum. Bases 76 to 705 code for a protein of 209 amino acids.